GGCAAAAUAAUACCACAAAGUCAAACUCAUACUCCAUUUUCAAAUGAUCAUGAAACAAUUAUAAGGCAUGCCGUACUUGUGUUACGAGAUUUAUAUAAUCUUGUAAUUAUUGCAAAAGCAAAGUAUGAACAAGGCCCCACGAGUGUUCAAAAAUGCAUUGACAUCUUGCAUGCAAAUAGAUUAUUACAAAACCUCAAGAAAGAAUCGGUCAAAAAUAUCGAUUUUUAUUUGCCUGUAAUAUUGUAUAUUUGGAAACCUAUCGAAUUGGAUAUCAAUUAUGAGGAUGUAAUCCGUGCUUUGCCGCUCUUAAGUAAUUGUGGUGAUUUAAUCAGAUGUUUAGUCGCUAAUAAUCCACAAAUGUUUCAUAAGGUCACGGAUAUUAUCCUAGAGGUUCACAAAUAUUAUCCUCAUAAAUUUAAAGAUCGCAUCAAAAAAAUGCUGUAUACUAUGGUUAGUCUCGCAACACAUCACGCCUUUAACAUGCGGCUUAAGCUGAUUGAUUUAAAGAUAUUACCGGAAGUUGUGCUGCGACUUACUGUUCUCUGUUCAGAUGUUGUAUUAUGUCUUGAAGGAAUUUUGUCGCGAAAUCCUAAAUGGAUAACGUCACAACAAGUUCCACAGGGUCUAAUCAAUGAUCUAAAAAGUAGCUUAUUUAUAACUUUGCGCAAUUGUGUGAAUAAGGUACAACAACCAUUAACUCAUCAUCGAGCAAGGCUAUGUAUAUUAAUGCGGAUUAUUUGUGGCUUUGUACAUUUAUUUAAAGUAAAUUUUGAUCCAAACGAGUUAGAAGUUUGCUUAACAGUUAUAGAACAUGCCGGAUCAGACAGGCUCAAAAAAUUAUGUUUGUGCUUCUUGUUACUUUGUUCUGAGAUGUUAAUUAAAACGAACAGGUUAUUACUUGUAAAUUCGUUUGCAAAAAUAGUUAAUCAUAAUAAGCAGUUGUUUUUGAUAUUUGCUUACUUUUUCCGUACAAGUCAACUCGAUCAAAUAUCAAAAAUGUGUAUUUCAACCCUGGCUAUGGAUAUUGAAAUAUCUGGUUACGGUUUAGUUGAAUUAAGAAACGCAACGAAGGACGUUCUUUUCUCUGAAGUUACUUUGGCCAGAAGUGCUUUGGAAAUAGAACCAGACACUUUUGACGGAUUAGGAUUGGCAAAAGAUCCUAGAGAUAUUGCUUUUAAUGUAGUUUACGUGAUGUUAAAGGGUGGAGUAUUUCAUAAAGGCAAGGUAGAUAUUAAGCCUUGGAUCAUGCGACAAAUGAUACAAGCAACGUUACCAAUCCAUUCUCAGUUAUGCCCUUUAAUAAAGACAUAUGCUUCUAGCAUCUUUGAUAUUCACGGUAUCGUUUAUCCAACACCAAUGAGCAAAAUACCGGAAUUUCAUAUAUUCACGUUUUUUCGAGAGAGAAUUGAAAAAAUUACUCCAGCACAUAUUCUUUUGUUUUAUUAUGUACUUCAGUUUAAUAUAAUUGCGAGAGAACGGAAGUCAGUUGGAGGUCAAGCAUCAUUACAAAAAACUAUUUACUAUUCCAAUUUACCUUAUUCUUCGAGUCUCACGGAAUCAAUCCCCGUUCGAAGAAUACUAAUUGAAGCGGAGAAAUGUGACAAUGGCUUGGCAUAUCGUAAUGUUUAUCCUGAGCUUCUUGGACUCAUUGCUUCAAGUUAUCCCGAAAUUUUUGAUAUAGAAAAUCUCUUGGCUGAAGAAGAUCGUCUUCCAAAGACUUUGAGGCAAAAUCAGUUGGUUGUCAAAAAUUUUAUUCAAAUAUCCAUUUCAAAUUUUGAAGAAAAUCCGGUAGAGGCUUUAAAUGCCUUGAAAACUUUGGAAUCUAUGGAUCCGGGGGAUUUGUCAACUCGUUGUAAUCCACUUAUGCUAUCUUUAUUACCGAGAAUACUUUAUCUCAAGGAUCUCAGAAUCAUACAAUCGGUAUAUCGUAUCUGGUUGUCACUCUAUAGUAUGAAUCCUCAUGAAGCAUCUUUAUUGUUCAUAAAUGCAACUCGAGGACAGCAAGAUCAGAAAAUAAGAUUUACGGAGUUGCAACUUAUGAUGGAUCCAUUGCUAGUUAUGCGUUGUGACCCCCAAGUGUUUAGAUGUCCUCCAAUUUUUAAAAUCUUUUUAAAGGUUUUGAAAUUUUAUAUGAGAGGUUCCCGAUUUAGAUUAAGUCGACUUCAACAAGAUGAAAAUGAAUAUUUGAAGGAUCGUUUUACGUUUGAAAAGAUGGAUAAAUUGAUAUUAGUUCAAGAAAUUUCAUCGAUGAAAAUAUUACUUGAAAUUUGUGAAUCUAAACCGGACGAUAAUCCUGGUUAUUCUAUUGAAUUAAUACCUUUGACAACGCGGAGAAUCGAGUCAAUGCAUAUGUGUAUAACUUUUGCGCCUGAAUUAAUUAACGAUAAAUCUGAUCCAAAAAGGCAGUUGUUCGGAUUAUUUUUGGGUAGUCAACUUUGUAAAGUUUGGCCCAUGGAACAAACAAUAAAAGAAAAAUCUUUGCAAACAAGUGGAAAGACGUUAUCCGAAGAAGCGAAGAAGAUUUUACCAAUUUUAAUCCUUAUUUAUAAUGUAUUUAUAAAUUUACGCCAUGAAGUUAAGCGAAUAUUAAAAGAUCUAGAAGCGAAGUUUAGACCACGGAGAGGUGCUACCACGUUUGGAUUGAAAAGAACAUCAGAGAUAUUUAUUGCGCAAUUAUUAGAACAAAUACGUGAUAAACCUGGUAGUUCAUCUAAAUCUCAAAAGAAGAGA
Molecule: messenger RNA, 2730 nt
Organism: Funneliformis caledonium
Lineage: Eukaryota; Fungi; Glomeromycota; Glomeromycetes; Glomerales; Glomeraceae
Source: the annotation of a GenBank genome assembly